AUGCCUCAAAAGCUAAACUCAAGAAGUCUGAUUUUGGUUAUAAAUGAAGCAGAAGGAUUUACACAUUGUUUUAGUGCAUCGGUUAGCAUAAUAAAUCCGUCAGGGUCAUCUGUUCGCGGCUAUCAAUUGAUGGCAGAUAUUGCUUUUGACCACAUUACGGAAGAGGUCAGAGGUACGGUAUAUCCGGGUAAGCUUAGGCUCAGGGAGGAUGAGUUUAUGUAUAAAAAUGAAAAGACUGGGAAAGUGGAUCAUUUUUCGCGAUCAGACAUAGAAUCAGCUCAGUGGAUCGCCCGUGCAACUGGAUUAGGUCUGCGCAUUAAAUUGAAAAACAGCUCUUUGCAUCGAUAUGAUGGUUUCGGUGAAACAGAAGCUGAAAAGGUUGGAGGAUUUUUCAAGAAGUACUUUAACGUUGAGAUUGCAAAGCGCGAAUUGUGCUACAAAGGUUACAACUGGGGUGAGGUCGAGUUCGAUGGUGAUGUUCUUGAGUUUUCAGUGAAAAAUGCAAUGGCUUUUGAGGUACCACUGAGCAAUGUUGCAAAUGCCACUAUGAAUAAAAAUGAAAUCAUUUUUGAAUUUCACCCUAAUGAUGAAGCUGAAAUUUGCCUAUCGGAAAUGCGCCUAUAUACACCGGGAACUGAAGCUGACAGAGAGGGGAAGGCACCAAUUAUUUACUCAAAAGUUACUCAAAAGGCAGAUAUCAUUCAGGUUACGGGCGACUUUUUGAUUGAAUUCAAGCAGUUACAAUGUCUUCAACCUCGUGGUCGUUAUGAUAUUAAGUUGUAUCCCAGUUUUAUCCAUUUGCAUGGGAAGUCAUUCGAUUUUAAAGUUCCAAAAAACACUAUUACCCGUUUAAUGAUGCUCCCUCAUCCUGACAAUCGACAGAUUUUCUUCGCCGUUCAACUUGAUCCACCAAUCAAACAUGGUCAAACAAGAUACCACUUUAUUAUUUUGCUAUUUGACAAAGAUUCUCAUGUUGAUUUGGAAAUGACUGCGACAGAAGAUUGGCUUCAACAACAGUUUAGUGGAAAACUAACUCGAAAUAUUUCUGGACCUGAAUAUGAAGUAGUCGCCCGUGUGUUUAAGGUACUUUUUGAUCAGAAAGUUACAGUUCCAGGCAGCUUUUCUGCGAAAGGUGGUGGCUGCGCAGUUGCAUGCAGUUACAAGGCAUAUGUCGGCUUGCUGUACCCUUUAGAGAGAGGCUUUACGUUCGUCCCUCGUCCUCCAAUCUCUAUACGUUUUGAUGAGACAGUAUCUGUACAGUUCUCCCGUGGGACAGGUGCUCAGAGAUCUUUUGAUUUUGAGGUGGAAACUCGGAAUGGUUUAACUCACACUUUUACUUCCAUCGAAAGGGAUGAAUAUCAUCAUUUGUAUGAUUUUGUGACUGCUAAGAAACUUCGUGUCAAAAAUAUCAAUUCUGAAAACAAGAGCAACACUAAUCCCGGUGACGACGUCUGGUCAUCAUCGGAUGAAUCACAUGAUGCCUACAUGGAGAAAGUUAAAACAGAGGCUCGACAGCGAACCACUGAAAUGGAUGGUGAUGACGAUGAUGAUGAUGAAGAUGAUGAAGAUUUCAAGCCUCCAGAAUCUGAUGGUUCAGAACUAGCUGAAGAGUAUGAUAGUAAUGUCCAAACAACUACAAGUGAAGAAGAAUCUGGCGACGAUGAUGAUGAUGAUGGUGAAGAAGGCGGUGGUGGCAAAAGUACUGCACAUAAAAAAGAGAAGCAUGACAAUGAUAGUGAUAAAGAUGAUGGAGAUAGUUUGUCAAGUGUGAGUGAUGUUGAUUUGGCACCGAAACAAAAGAAGCCAAAAGAUGAACCACAAAAAUCAAGUAAGACUAUGCAUAAAGAUGAAUCUAAACCAUCAAAGCGUCAAACAAAGAAACCGAAAAAAGCCAAAGAUCCAAAUGCACCUACUCGUCCAGCUACUGCCUAUUUCUUAUGGUUUAAUGAGAAAAGGGAGGAAAUCGCAAAGAGUUUAAGCGGACCGAAUUCAGUCGCUGAAGUAGCAAAAGCUGCCGGUGAAAUUUGGCGAAAUAUGGAUAGUGAGACUAAGGCAACCUAUCAUUCUAGAGCAGAUGACCUGAAAAAGAAGUAUCAAGAAGAUUUACGUGUCUAUCAGUCAGGUUUAUCGUCUAAAGAACGAGAGCUAUCCCCAGACUCUAGUUAACAAACUGCAUAGAUAUUUAUAACCUUUGAAAUUUUGUAUAGAAAAGAAAGAAAGAAAGAAAAUUGAUCCUCAUAUUAUAGUACAGUUUGUGUUGUUUCUUAUCUUCA
Molecule: messenger RNA, 2273 nt
Organism: Heterobilharzia americana
Lineage: Eukaryota; Metazoa; Platyhelminthes; Trematoda; Strigeidida; Schistosomatidae
Source: the annotation of a GenBank genome assembly